Messenger RNA from Colletotrichum scovillei, 1128 nucleotides. RefSeq lists its product as uncharacterized. The transcript has a single exon. Gene Ontology annotation, molecular function: protein binding. NCBI's taxonomy places the organism in Eukaryota, Fungi, Ascomycota, Sordariomycetes, Glomerellales, Glomerellaceae. The record is from RefSeq and is a predicted model, not a curated record. The coding region runs from base 1 to 1128 and encodes 375 amino acids.
AUGGACUGCUCCGAUGUUGUCAAUAAUCCCCGUGUGCUGAGUAUCUUACCUCUUCUUAAGCAAGAUGGACCAUGGAUAGAUAGGAUACUUCUGACGGAGGCUAUCUGGAGAAGAAAGUCUGCGGUUGUCAAUUGGUACUUUUCCUCGGGAAUUGGAGUCAACACCGCCCGCUGGCAUAAGAAUCAUACAUAUCCAGAAACCCCGCUUGCAGCUGCUGCCUCCGUGGGUGACAUCGAUCUCGUGAGAAAGCUCAUUGAUCUAGGGGCGGAUGUUAAUGAAGACCCGAAGGGCUUCUCACUCUCUAGGCCUUUAACAUUGGCAGCUGAAGCGGGGUUCUUUGGAGUUGUGAAACUCUUGCUUGAAAUGGGCGCAGAUCCUAACGCUCCGGAAGGGCAUUUGAGUGGCCGCCGUAGCUGGACAGCUCUAGAAGCUGCCUCGGUCAAGGGAAGACUAGACGUUGUGCAGCUUCUGCUUGAUUCCGGCGCUUUCACUGAAGGACCUGGUCAUCGGCAGUAUGUCAGGUCUAUCGCUUUUGCACGGAAAUACGGAUUCUAUGCAGUCGAGAAGCUGCUGAAGGGAUGUCGACGCUGGACCGAAGCUGAUCAAGACUUGCUCGAUACAUCCAACCUGCUGGAUGAUAGGACCACCGAUAGCUCUGAGCACAUCCCCGAGUACAUCUCGGAGGAGAGCUGGGAAGCAAAUUCCGACGACAAUUCCAAUAACAGCGUCAACUCGCUCAGAUAUUACGCUUCCGAGGUUGAGAACAGUGAGGUGGACUCAUAUACCAUGGAUGAACUCGAAGCUGAGAGUGAAUUCGCAGGGCAUACUUGGUCGUAUGUGGAGCCUGCGGUCAUCGUGGCACCAAGAGAGAGAACGGAGAGCAUGUUUCCAAAGCCCGAAGAUCUAAGAUUGCCUGACAACCAUGAAGUGUUGUUCAAGGACAGCGAAAUUAGAAUAGCGGAUGUGUCUACAAGCAGUGAAGCACCACAGACAUUCCAAAGGUUGAAGACCGACGGUUUGAGCGAACCAAUUCAUGUCCAAGAGAAUAGCAGUGACGCCUGGAUGGAGAAGUACGUUUGUUUUCCCUCGGGCACGCCCUCUACUUGGGAGCAUAGCGAUAUUCCCUAG